Molecule: messenger RNA, 225 nt
Organism: Botrytis sinoallii
Lineage: Eukaryota; Fungi; Ascomycota; Leotiomycetes; Helotiales; Sclerotiniaceae
Exons: 3
Coding region: 1-225 (74 amino acids)
Source: RefSeq, a predicted model, not a curated record
AUGGCCGUCACAUGGAAAACACCUAAAUUAACCCUCUUAACACGAUUCAGAAGUACGAGCUCCUCUUCCUCCACGUUCUCAUUUUCCUCUUCCGAAGACAAUGAAAGCACUCUCGACGAUGAAGCCCAGGCACUAAGAAAAGAACGUACAGGACAUAGUUGCAAGAAGAAGAGUAACCUGGAGAAGUUGGAGAGAGUGAUUAUUUUCUGUAGUUUGUUUUGUUAG